GAUGGAGUUGCUAAUUCCAUUGGUUCACAAGAGGAGAAUAACGAGGAUGCCGAUUGUGAUGCUGACAACCGAGUGGCUGCAAAACGGCAGAAGAAGCGUGGAAUCUUUCCCAAAGUUGCCACCAACAUAAUGCGUGCAUGGCUUUUCCAACACCUCUCCCAUCCAUAUCCAUCGGAGGAACAAAAGAAACAACUUGCUCAGGACACUGGACUAACAAUUCUUCAGGUUAAUAACUGGUUCAUUAAUGCACGGAGGCGUAUCGUCCAACCAAUGAUUGACCAGUCCAACAGAGCAGCGCCGCACAUGUACCCCACCGACUCGCCGAGCUCCUGUUUGGGCUACAUGGAGGGAUCUCAGUACGCGGCUUACAGUCGAGCGGCUGCAGCCGCUGCUGCUGGUCUAGCCUCCCACUCAAGUCCCAGUGAAAUGUAUAUAGCAGCAGCGGCAGCCGCUGCAGCUGCCGUGGGCGGAGCCUCUGCAAAUUCCGUAGCUCCUGUAACCGGUCGUAAUCGCCGAACGGGUGCCGAUGUCGGUGGCGGAGGCAGCGGUGGUGGUGGCGGGUUUAUUGAUUCUUCCGUUAAUCCGGGUGACUUCUUCACACCAGGCUACUAUCCUACACCCGCUGCCUAUGGUCCAUCAUCGUAUUCUUCCACAACUUCAAGCACUUAUCGUCCGCAAUAUCAUACCGUAGGAGGUAACUUGGCGGCUUCUUACUAUCCUGCAAUGUACAACCAACUGGAAGAAGCUCUUCCAUACACUCCUCCAGUCGGUUUUGCACCGGCAGAUGAGGCAAAGAAAGCGAAUGCUGGAUCGUCUGCUAACACAUCUACCAACACAUCCACUGAAUAG
Molecule: messenger RNA, 849 nt
Organism: Hydatigera taeniaeformis
Lineage: Eukaryota; Metazoa; Platyhelminthes; Cestoda; Cyclophyllidea; Taeniidae
Source: the annotation of a GenBank genome assembly